CGCCCAGGCCUGGGGUUUUUCUCCGGCCAAGACCCGGCUUUACUUCCUUCGGGGAGGGAGGCGUGAAAAGCCCGGGGCCGUGAGACGCUCAGCUCUGAAUGGGCUUUGGAAACUAGAGAAGAAAAUCCAGUUUCCUUUUUGGGGACAUUGGACAGCCGAGUAAAUGCAGUAUCUAAACAUAAAGGAGGACUGCAGUGCCAUGGCGUUCUGUGCUAAGAUGAGGAGCUCCAAGAAGGCCGAGGUGAGCCAGGUGGCCCCCGAGCCCGGCGUGGAGGUGACCUUCUACCUGCCGGACCAGGAGCCCCUCCGGCUGGGCGCGGGAGAGUACACGGCGGAGGAGCUGUGCAUCCGGGCAGCGCAGGAGUGCUGUAUCUCUCCUCUGUGCCACAACCUCUUCGCGCUGUACGAUGAGAACACCAAGCUCUGGUACGCACCCAACCAUGCCAUCACCGUGGACGACAAGAUGACUCUCCGGCUCCACUACCGCAUGAGGUUCUACUUCACCAACUGGCACGGGACCAAUGACAGCGAGCAGUCAGUGUGGCGACACUCGCCAAAGAAGCAGAAGAACAGCUACGAGAAGAAGAAGGCUCCGGAUGCGACCCCACUGCUGGAUGCCAGCUCGCUGGAGUACCUGUUCGCGCAGGGACAGCACGAUCUGGUCAAGUGCCUGGCGCCCAUCCGGGACCCCAAGACGGAGCAGGACGGGCACGACAUUGAGAACGAGUGCCUGGGCAUGGCUGUGCUGGCCAUCUCGCACUACGCCAUGGUGAAGAAGGUGCAGCUGCCCGAGCUGCCCAAGGACAUCAGUUACAAGCGGUAUAUUCCAGAAACACUGAAUAAGUCCAUCAGACAGAGGAACCUUCUCACCAGGAUGCGGAUAAAUAAUGUUUUCAAGGAUUUCCUAAAAGAGUUCAACAACAAGACCAUCUGCGACAGCAGUGUGUCCACACAUGACCUGAAGGUGAAAUACCUGGCCACCCUGGAAACUCUGACCAAACAUUACGGGGCCGAGAUAUUCGAGACUCCCAUGUUGAGAAUUUCAUCAGAAAAUGAGAUGAGUUGGUUUCGUUCGUCUGAUGGUGGAAGCACGCUCUGCUAUGAAGUGAUGGUGACCGGAAAUCUCGGGAUCCAGUGGCGGCAGAAACCCAAUGCUGUUCCUGCUGAGAAGGAGAAAAAUAAAUUGAAGCGGAAAAAACUGGAAAACAAACACAAGAAGGAUGAGGAGAAAAACAAAGUCCGUGAAGAGUGGAACAACUUUUCAUACUUCCCUGAAAUCACUCACAUCGUCAUCAAGGAGUCUCUGGUCAGCAUUAACAAGCAGGACAACAAGAACAUGGAGCUGCAGCUCUCUUCCCAUGAGGAGGCCUUGUCCUUCGUGUCCCUGGUGGACGGGUAUUUCCGGCUCACGGCAGAUGCCCACCACUACCUGUGCACCGACGUGGCUCCCCCGCUGAUCGUCCACAACAUACAGAACGGCUGCCACGGCCCAAUCUGCACGGAGUAUGCCAUCAACAAGCUGCGCCAGGAGGGCAGCGAGGAGGGGAUGUACGUGCUGAGGUGGAGCUGCACCCACUUCGACAACAUCCUCAUGACCGUCACCUGCUUCGAGAAGUCCGAGGUGCUGGGUGGCCAGAAGCAGUUCAAGAACUUCCAGAUCGAGGUGCAGAAGGGCCGCUACAGCCUGCAUGGCUCGGACCGCGGCUUCCCCAGCCUGGAGGAGCUCAUGAGUCACCUCAAGAAGCAGAUCCUGCGCACGGACAACAUCAGCUUCGUGCUGAAGCGCUGCUGCCAGCCCAAGCCCCGGGAAAUCUCAAACCUGCUGGUGGCCACCAAGAAAGCCCAGGAGUGGCAGCCCGUCUACCCCAUGAGCCAGCUCAGCUUUGACCGAAUCCUCAAGAAAGACAUCACGCAAGGCGAGCACCUCGGCAGGGGCACGAGGACACACAUCUACUCUGGGACGCUGGUGGACUACAGGGACGACGAGGGAACCGCGGAGGAGAAGAAGAUAAAAGUGAUCCUCAAAGUCCUCGACCCCAGCCACAGGGACAUCUCUCUGGCCUUCUUCGAAGCAGCCAGCAUGAUGAGGCAGGUGUCGCACAAACACAUCGUGUACCUGUACGGCGUUUGUGUGCGCGACGUGGAAAAUAUCAUGGUGGAGGAGUUCGUUGAGGGAGGGCCCCUGGACCUCUUCAUGCACCGCAAGAGUGACGUCCUCACCACACCCUGGAAAUUCAAGGUCGCCAAGCAGCUGGCCAGCGCCCUGAGUUACUUGGAGGACAAAGACCUGGUCCACGGAAACGUGUGCACCAAGAACCUCCUACUGGCUCGUGAAGGCAUAGACAGCGAGAUGGGCCCGUUCAUCAAGCUCAGCGACCCGGGCAUCCCCGUCACCGUGCUGUCCAGGCAAGAGUGCAUCGAGCGGAUCCCCUGGAUCGCCCCCGAGUGCGUGGAGGAUGCCAAGAACCUGAGCGUGGCCGCUGACAAAUGGAGCUUUGGAACCACGCUCUGGGAGAUCUGCUACAACGGCGAGAUCCCGCUGAAGGACAAGACGCUCAUCGAGAAGGAGAGGUUCUACGAAAGCCGCUGCCGGCCGGUGACGCCGUCCUGCAAGGAGCUGGCUGACCUGAUGACCCGCUGCAUGAACUAUGACCCCAACCAGAGGCCCUUCUUCCGUGCCAUCAUGCGUGACAUCAACAAGCUGGAGGAGCAGAAUCCCGACAUUGUUUCUGAAAAGAAACCAGCCGCUGAGGUGGAUCCCACGCAUUUUGAGAAGCGCUUCCUGAAGAGGAUCCGUGACCUGGGGGAGGGCCACUUUGGCAAGGUGGAGCUCUGCAGGUACGACCCUGAGGGGGACAACACCGGGGAGCAGGUGGCUGUCAAGUCCCUCAAGCCCGAGAGCGGAGGCAAUCACAUAGCCGACCUGAAGAAGGAGAUCGAGAUCCUGCGGAACCUCUACCACGAGAACAUCGUCAAGUACAAGGGCAUCUGCACGGAGGAUGGAGGAAACGGCAUCAAGCUCAUCAUGGAAUUCCUGCCCUCGGGAAGCCUGAAGGAGUAUCUUCCUAAGAACAAGAACAAAAUUAACCUCAAGCAGCAGCUCAAAUACGCCGUCCAGAUCUGUAAGGGCAUGGACUACCUGGGCUCCCGGCAGUAUGUUCACCGCGACUUGGCAGCCAGAAACGUCCUGGUUGAGAGUGAGCACCAGGUGAAGAUCGGGGACUUCGGGCUCACCAAGGCCAUCGAGACCGACAAGGAGUACUACACGGUCAAGGAUGACCGCGACAGCCCUGUGUUCUGGUACGCGCCGGAGUGCCUCAUCCAGUGCAAGUUUUACAUCGCCUCCGACGUCUGGUCCUUCGGCGUGACCCUGCACGAGUUGCUCACCUACUGCGACUCGGACUCCAGCCCCAUGGCCUUGUUCCUGAAGAUGAUAGGCCCGACCCAUGGCCAGAUGACAGUCACCAGACUUGUGAAUGCCUUGAAGGAAGGAAAACGCUUGCCGUGCCCCCCGAACUGCCCCGAUGAGGUUUAUCAGCUGAUGAGAAAAUGCUGGGAAUUCCAGCCAUCCGGCCGGACCACCUUCCAGAGCCUUAUUGAAGGGUUUGAAAGGCUUUUAAAAUAAGCAGCAGGAGUAACAUUGAAAGCCCACUCUGUAUCCAGCCCUCCUGCCCCAGCAAAUACCCAAGACAUUUAAAGUAAUGGGAUCGCUUGUGUCUGUCGGGAGAGCCCUCAGACUCUCGGGUGUGUACGCCUGUAAGGCACACUGGGGUGCCAGUCGUGUAUAGAAACUUCCUCUCUGAAUCGGGCACCUCUGAAACUCAGUGACAGAUGAUGACAGCCAGAACGCCGGGACGCCCGUAAGCUCUCCUCUCGGAGAGGACACCGGGGUCCAGCUCGUUUGCCAUCCAGUCACUUAGCAAAGUGGGAUUGCUGCAGGUGGACGGAAGCCCAGGCUUAGACGGUGCCGGGGACCCGAGAUACUCUGUGGGCAUUAACCUUAGGCAAGAACGAUGGCCUCGGUGGCCAGGGCUGCCGACCCGCCCUGAGUGCUCUGCUCUGAGGUCCCAGACCGUCCGGUGCGUUCCGUCCCUGGUGGGAGCUGUCCCCACUGGCUGCUGGCACCGUUGUCGCGCCCACUGGCUCUGCUCGGGGCCUGCAUGGCAUCUGUGCCCUGCUGCAUGUGACUUCCGAGAGCCUGCCCUGCCCUGCCCGUGCUGUCCCAGCAGCCUGCUCCAGCUGGUCUCCUGGCCUGGAUGCUGUGACGCACGCUUUAAAGAUGCAACCAGCUCGGAGCCAGCGUUUCCGGCCCUGACUGCAGAUGCUGUGUGCAGGGCUCACCCCAGACUGCGCUGCUCCUACGCCUGUCUGCAGGGCUGCUGUCCUGGCCGUCUGCCUCCCUGUGUUGCGGCACUCAGGAGAAAAGACCCGGCUGGCGGCGCUCUAGUUCUGGACCCACUGUGUAGUCCAUGUGUGUGGGACGGCAGCCAGGAGCCUCAGCUGGUCGGUCUCUGAUUCAAUGUGAACCCGUAAGCGCUGUCUGACCGCAAGUCCAACGGCCUUCAGCUAAUGCAGUCCAGUGUGUGUCCUGUGCCUUCCCUUCACCUUCUGCACUCGCCCUCCAGAGAGCGGUAAGAUUGCUUUGGGGCUCUGAGAUCAGUCCCCUUUCCCUACAGCAGCAACCUCUCUGUGUCAAACCUGUGGCCACUCUGUAUGCACUUUGUUUACUCUUUAUACAAAUAAAUGUACGGACGACUUUACAUGCAUGUACCUUUUAAUCUGGUGUUCC
This is a messenger RNA of Fukomys damarensis (Damara mole-rat), 4789 nucleotides long. It is a transcript of the gene Jak1, whose product is annotated as Janus kinase 1. Bases 164 to 3625 code for a protein of 1153 amino acids. The transcript is spliced from 25 exons. The record is from RefSeq and is a predicted model, not a curated record. Gene Ontology annotation, molecular function: non-membrane spanning protein tyrosine kinase activity; cytokine receptor binding; ATP binding. Gene Ontology annotation, biological process: cell differentiation; hemopoiesis; cytokine-mediated signaling pathway. NCBI's taxonomy places the organism in Eukaryota, Metazoa, Chordata, Mammalia, Rodentia, Bathyergidae. Gene Ontology annotation, cellular component: membrane; cytoskeleton; cytosol.